GCCCCGCCCGAGCCCGCCCGGGCCCGCCCCGGGGCUGGCGGCGCCUGCGCGGGGCCGAUCCCGGAGCGAGCGGGGCCGGUCCCGGAGCGAGCGGGGCCGUGCGGAGCCGUCCCGGCCAUGGAGGCGGCGCGGCGCUGCCCGCUGUGGCUGCCCGGCCUGGCGCUGCUGUGGGGCCGCGCCGUGGCGGGGCUGGAGCAGAUCCGCACCACGGUUCCGCCGCCGCCGGCGCAGGCAUGUUCAGAAUUUUCCCAGAAGUCCUGUGAAGAAUGUCUAAAAAAUGUUUCGUGCCUUUGGUGUUACACCAACAACACAUGUAUCGAUUACCCUGUAAGAAGUAUUUUUCCACCAUCUUCAUUGUGUUCUCUCUCAAAUGCUCGAUGGGGAGUUUGCUGGAUAAACUUUGAGGCUUUAAUUAUUGCCAUGGCUGUGGUAGCUGGACUCAUUCUGGUGUCCAUAACAGUCUGUUGCUGUUACUGCUGUUACUGCAGAAGGCGUUCCAGGAGACUAGAUGAUGAAGAGGAGCAGCUCGCUAGGAAGAGAGAGGAACGAAGACUACAGUCUCUUCAGAGGAAACAUGAAAGAAAACUGAAGCAUGAUGAAAUACGUAAGAAGUAUGGUCUUCUUCAGGAUUCUGAUAACCCUUACAGCAGAUUUGAGAAUGAAUAAAGAUGAGCGCCUUCCACAAGAACUGUAACUCCAGAAUCCAAGAAGACAGUUUGUUUUCAUUUGCCCUUUGUUCUCUUUGCUUUUGUUUUUUUCUCUCCAAAGUGUUUUUUCCUGGUUAUAAAACUAAAAGCAGGUAAUGACUGUCUGAAAUAACAUGUUUCUAUCUCCUAUGUGUAUAGAACUAAUUUUUUAUAAAUGGUUUUUGUUGUUGAAAUGUUCACUGAAGUUUGUUGGUUAUCUUCCUCUUCUUAGAUCUAUAUUUUAUUAUUUGAUUUAGAUGGUUAAUAGUCACAAUAGUGUGUUUGAGUUCAGUCUUAACUGCCACUUAAAGUAGUUGUUCUCAUGUUAUUCUCUCUUCCUAGAUAAAGAGAUUUUACAUAUAUAUAUAAAAGAAAAAGCAACGUGUAAGCACAGCUCCACAUAGCAGAAAUAGCUGGUGAAAAAUACAUCAUGCUCAUUCUUGUGGGUGGAGGGGUUUUUUGCCUGGAAAAAGCUCUUCCAAGAGUGUAAUGUGUAAGGGUUGCCAGAGAGGAGCAUAGUUGCUUUUGAAUAAUGACAUUCAGUUGUGGGAAUGUUAAUAUGUACUUUGGUUAUAGCACUGAUGUGAAAAAGAAACCAGUUAGCAAAAUAGGAAGAAGGUCAGUCUUGAAACAAACAUAGUUAUGUGUUCCUAAAUUUAUGAGACAUCAAUCUGUGUGAACACUUUCUUCUGCAAAGUUAAUAUAUAUUGAAAAAGAAAAGUCCAAAGUUGCCCAGAUUCUGCAGUUCACCAGGGCUGGCCCUGGCCAGCAGCUUGAGCACUGCCCAGCUGCUUCCUCCCUCCCUCAGCACCAGGUGGGAGAGAACAGGAACAGCAAAGAGUUGAGAUAAAGGCACAGUAAGUGAAGGAAAGGAGGGUAGUGGGAACAAAUUCUGCUAAGGCAAUUGCCACCUCCCAGAAGCAGACAUUUGCCCAGUCCCCCCUCCAUUUUUCUUGGUGAGGCUGGAAUAGGGUCAGUUUAGGUCAGUUCUGGGCAACAGUGCCAGCUGUGUCCUCUCCCACUUCUUGCUCGCCCCUGGCCCAGUUGCUAGAGCAGGCAUAGUGGGGGGAAAAUGAAACCUUGAUGCUGUGCAAGCAAUGCUCAGCAAAAGCCAAAGCACUGGUGUGUUACCAGCACUGUUCUUGCCACAAAUCCAAAGCAAAGCAGCACUGUAAGGGCUGCUGUGAAUAAAGUUACCUCAGUCGCUGCCAGACCCAGUACAGUAACAAGGCAGUAUUUUUUUUAACCUUUUAUUGUUCUUUUGGUAUUUUCCAUAAUGUGAUUUACUUCCUUUCUUUCUUUUCAUAGAAGUGUUUCCUUGAGCACUUUUAGUAGCUUACCAUUAUGAAGUGACAAGCAAAGAACUCUUCUGUGCCCCCAGUCUGAUUGUAUGUUCCCAUUUAUUCUGCACAUUUUAAAUCACCUCCCUUGCUGUUUAUUGUCUGUUAAACAAAUGUACAGUAUUGAAGAUGUUUGUAUCAUUUUUGUCCACAUUCCUAAAAUACACUCUUUAACAUCUUGAAUAUGAUUCUGUUUGCUUCUGUUGUUCCAUACCAUUUUAAAUUAACUUUGUUUAAAAGAAGCUACCAAGUAUGACUUUGGAGAAGGAAAAAGGUGCAUUUUUGCCAGUUUUCUGUGGCAGGAAUUAGAUCAUGCCUGUGGGUGAGGAUGUGAAUUACCAUUCCUUGCAGUGUCAAAGAACCUGCCUCUGCUUAGGUUUGGUAAAUAACACUUAUCACUGGUUUUGGUACAGUGUUCUUUCACUGGCUUUACCUCUGCAAACUGUUUCUCUGUAGAGUUUCGCAGGAAUUUAUAUAAAAAUAGGUUUCUCACUUUCUGAAUCUGUAUUGUAACUUGUGUUAAUGAAAUACUGGUCUGUUUUUUCUUUGUCCUUUUUUAACUCAUAUUUAGCGCUUUAUUAGUAGGCACUGUGUUUAAUUUCGUGUUUCUUUAUCUGUCAGCCAUUGUCAAAUGUGAAGUAUUAUUCAAAUGCCUGUCUUAGAAGAAUGAUGGUCUGUGAUAAGAGUGAGUUGCUAGUGUGGAAAUGAAACAUGCUGAUGGUUUUCCCUGGAGAUAACUUUCGCAAAAAUGAUGAAGGUCUGUCUGCUGUCUCACAACCAAGUAGUGACAUUCCUGACUUAAUAGAAAAGCAUUUUUCUUCAGCACCUGCUACAAUGCACGAAGGGCUGUCAUGUAUUUUAUCUAAAAGGGGAGGAGGGACAACCUUUCUUACCAUUUCAAAGAUGGUAAAGUACUUGGAGAACCAAAAUAUUAUGAGAAAAGGGAACAGGAGAAUUGACAUUCCUAAAUCUCAGUUGUGGACAUAAAAAGGUAAUGACUGUGGUCAAAUUUACCUUAUGUUAAGCCUUAACUUUAGUCUGUAGUUUAUACAAAAUGUUAAGCGGGACAUCAAAUAGGGUAUAUUUUUGCUUACACAGUCAAGACUAUUAAUUUAAUGAGACUAUUAUGGACACCAGCCUUGGAGCUUAAAGGAAAAUGCAAAAAUCCUCACAAAAUCCCCAGACUUUUCAGAUUAUUUAACCUUUCUUUUCUGUGUUCAUUGGAGCAAAUAAUUGGAUGGAAAAUACCCUUAUUUCAUUAUAUUAAUUACCUUCUCUGCUCUCUGUAUGUCACUUUUUCUUACUUCGGCUUGCCACAAGAAGGGUUUCUUGCCUUUGUAUUUCAGUGUAGCCACAAGUAAUUGGGAAAACAGCUGUAGAAAGUGUUAUUGUUGUGUCUUUGUUUCUCAGGUGUAUGAAUAAAGGCAUUUAUCAUCUUA
This is a messenger RNA of Prinia subflava (tawny-flanked prinia), 3465 nucleotides long. RefSeq names its product pituitary tumor-transforming gene 1 protein-interacting protein-like. NCBI's taxonomy places the organism in Eukaryota, Metazoa, Chordata, Aves, Passeriformes, Cisticolidae. Bases 118 to 666 code for a protein of 182 amino acids. Gene Ontology annotation, cellular component: cytoplasm; nucleus. Gene Ontology annotation, biological process: protein import into nucleus. The transcript is spliced from 7 exons. The record is from RefSeq and is a predicted model, not a curated record.